Bacidia gigantensis is the source of this 1497-nucleotide messenger RNA. RefSeq lists its product as uncharacterized. The coding region runs from base 1 to 1497 and encodes 498 amino acids. NCBI's taxonomy places the organism in Eukaryota, Fungi, Ascomycota, Lecanoromycetes, Lecanorales, Ramalinaceae. The record is from RefSeq and is a predicted model, not a curated record. The transcript is spliced from 3 exons.
AUGGGCAUCAAAUCCGAUCUUCGAGAAGCCCUUGAAGUCGUCGCUGAUGGCGUUUUUGCCACUUCGGGUGACCUGCCAGACGCAGUCAAUCCAGGCCUUUCAAUUGAAGGGCUUGGAGGAGUCGGCCUUCCCCUUUCUCAACGUGACGCGAUUGAGAUAUCUCGCAUAAGUCGAGACGCGCCAUUUGGCAAAGGACCAGAGACUCUAGUCGACCAUUCAGUUCGCAAGACUUGGGAGUUAUCACCUGCUCAAAUUAGCUUUCUGAACCCGCGAUGGCAGCGCACCGUCGAACAUGCGGUGGGAAGGGCUGUGGAGGAGUUGGGCGUGAUCGGAGGAGUCGCGAAUGUUAGAUGUGAGUUGCAUAAGUGCCUGCUUUAUGAGCCUGGCGCUCACUUCGAGGUGCAUCGCGAUACGGAGAAAGCGCCUGGCAUGUUUGCGACGCUUGUCAUUGCUCUGCCGUCGCAGCAUGUCGGAGGUGAGGUUGUGUUGGAUCAAGGCGGUCAAAGGAAAACACUAUCCACGCAACACUCCAGCGCCUUUGGAUUUUCCUAUCUUGCCUGGUACGCGGAUGUGAAUCACGCUGUCCAGCAUGUAACAUCUGGCCAUCGCUUUGUCCUAACGUAUAAUCUGGUACACCACGAAAGACCUGUAGAAGAAUGUCGCGAUCCUGCUGUCAUGGAUGACCCUUCUAUCAAGAUCGACCAAGCGAUCGAGAAUUGGAAAAGCAAAUUGGAGAACCCAGCAGAAGAUGCUGAAGAUGAGUCGGAUUCGGAUGAUUCGUCCUCACCAGAGUAUGAAGAGAAAGAUAAUGAGGGUCUUCGCGCUCGAGAGCAGCUCGUGUGGUUCCUUGACCAUCAAUAUUCGGAAGCAAAUUUCCAUAUCGGUCAUUUGAAAGGUAGAGAUCGGGUCAUUGCUCAGUAUUUGCAAAAUGCUGUUCAAAGAAUUGGUUUCUCUUUCUUCUUAGCACAUUACGAGCACCAGAUGAAAGAAUCUUACAGCAGCUACAGCAAUGAAGAUGAUACAUGGACAUUGACGAAGGUCUUCACACCAGAGGGUGUAAUGAUUGCCGAGAACCUCUUUUCUCAUCGCAAGGACAUCAUCGAAGAUAUUUCGUACGAGGACGAGGACCCUGAUGACGAAGAGUGCGACUACACAGGCAACGAAGACUGUCCGAUAUCGCAAACUUACCGGCGAAGCUGUGUCUUCUUGACGCCCCCCGUUCAUGAUUCUCAAAUAUGGAUGGAUACCUACCAAAUUGAUUUUGCCACAUGGAUAACCUUCUUAUUACAGAAAAUAUCGGACAAACAGAGCGAAGGAAUUUGUAAAAAUCAGCUAUGGAGCAUCUUGCAUCUUGCCUCAGGAAAACACUUGGCUCCAGAGGAUAUAGAGGCGUUGAUUGACGCGGCAUCACAUAUCCAGGCACCAGCCCUGUUAGGCGAGUUUGUAAGCGGAUCUCACUACGAUUUAGAUUCAGUUAUUUGUGCCGAAAUUGGUUAG